Messenger RNA from Arabidopsis arenosa, 715 nucleotides. The record is from the annotation of a GenBank genome assembly. NCBI's taxonomy places the organism in Eukaryota, Viridiplantae, Streptophyta, Magnoliopsida, Brassicales, Brassicaceae.
CCACCUAAAUAUCUAAAUCCAUUUUUUCUUAAAUCCAAAAUUUACAAAUCCAUAAUCUUUCUCUUCUUCCCAAAAACAGCUUUGAGCUUUCUCUCAGAUCAUCACAUUUUACCUACAAUGGCUACAAUCAUCGCCUGCUCCGCUCUUUCCUCGAUCCGAGCAUCUUCCGAAACCGGAUCUACCAAAUCGGAUCCGAGCCGUAAGAAACCCGUUUCAUCUGUUUCAUGGUGGGCUCCUCUUUUUGGCAUGUCAUCGGAACCUGAUUACGUCAACAAGAACAUCUCCUCCUCCGUGAAUCUUGAAUCAGAUCUGGAUAAAACUGACAAGAGGUCUCUGCGAUGUUGUCUCACGGAGGAGAAAGCUAAGCAGCUGCGGAGGAAAACCGCCGAAGCUUCCACGUUUCACGACGUUAUGUACCAUUCUGCGAUCGCGUCGCGUCUCGCGUCUGACGUGCGGGUUAAGGAGUAACUGGAUCGGGUCACGGAUCCUCCGAUCUAGAAAUAAUCAAUAAUUCGUCGAACUUUUUUUCCGAUGAUACUCAAGAACCGUUUAAUUGUGCGUCGUCGUUUUAUGUUUGUACGGUCUGGAUCUUAUGCGAUGUUGCUUUCUUGUAAACGAACCGUUGGAUCAUUAAUUAGUUGUAGCUUUUUAUUUUUUCACCAAAGAUGUAUGUAAUGCUAACCGUUGGAUCGGUAGAUAAACUUUUAGACAAGUG